This is a messenger RNA of Daldinia caldariorum, 1848 nucleotides long. RefSeq lists its product as uncharacterized. The transcript is spliced from 4 exons. NCBI's taxonomy places the organism in Eukaryota, Fungi, Ascomycota, Sordariomycetes, Xylariales, Hypoxylaceae. The coding region runs from base 1 to 1848 and encodes 615 amino acids. The record is from RefSeq and is a predicted model, not a curated record.
AUGAUUCACGUCGAAAAUUCGACCAGCCUUCCAGGCUCGCCCGUUGCGGCACCCUUACAGCCAGCAUCCCCUGACAAGGUCAAUCAAUUGCGCGAAGCCGCGCCAAUAUCCCCCACGAAGUCCGACCAGCUUCGUGAUAGCGACGUACACGACAAGAUCCGCCAAUUCAAUAACUUAGCACACAGUCCCGGCGGCACCGCAUCCAUGUCUAGACAACUUGAACGAAAGACGGCUGAUGCCGCCUUGAAACGAGCCAUGCUAGGACGGGAAGAAGCAGAGUCUGAGAUGCGCCGCUAUCGUGACGAGGCCCGCGCCCUGCGACGCCAAGUUGAGGAGAGCCGAGGCCGAGAGCGCAAAGUAGGCGAAAGACUAGAAGAUGUUAUGGAGAAAUACGGCCAAGCGAAAGAAACUCUCCAACACAGUAAAACGAUUUGGGAAAAGGAGAUUCGCCAUGCGCGCAAGGAAGUUUUCAAGACACAAUCCACCAUCGUCAAGCUACAAGAGGAACUCAAAGCCGCAAGAAGUUCUUGCAAGUCCGUAGAAGAGUCCCUAGCAAGGGAGAAGGAACUAAGCAAAGCUAGAGAGCAGGAGGCGUUUAAAUCCCGCUACCAGCUAGCCCAGGUUCAAGAACAGUUAGAGAAGGCUCUCGAGCGCAUUACUUUUGUCGAACAGGAGCGCGAUGCUUACAAAGAUGCCGCCAAGAGCGAAGAGAUCGCCAGGAUCGCCGCCGAGGGUCGUCUACCACUCCCGCCAGAGGAUCCGGACAGUGAAUUUGCGUCGCCUAAAAAGGAACGUGCUUCUCUGUCAGCGGCCGACAUCGUUUCCUCCGCUGCGAGCGAAGAGGAGAUCGAAGAGUUAACGCGUCUAUGGCAAUGGGAAAAGCAAAGAGCUGACCGAACCCAAGAACAUCUAGAGUUCGUGCAGGCCGAGUGUCAGCUACGAUGCUGCUCCUGUGCCAAGUCUCGCUCGCGGAGGAGUAUGGCAUCAUCAGUACGUCAAGAACGGACUGGGCCAGUUACAAUUGUUGACCCGGCAGACCUUAUGAUUUUAGGCCAGGAACCCAAAUCUGUAGAGAAGCCCACCUCUACCGAAUCCAGAAGUACGGGGCAUAUUCAACGCCGGGAACGAGGACAAACGGAAGAGCAGCACCGGGAGUUACCCCAAUUAGAGAAGACACAGUCGCUAGUGGACGAGAUUGCACGAAACGAAGUGCCGAGAGAACGAAAAGAGCCUAGGCGUUCAACCGUUUUCGUUCCAUCAGAGGGGAUUUUUAGGACCAUCUCGCAGCAGGACCUCCAGGCAAUAGAGAAGCCUGAGGAAUCUCCUUGCGAACCAACGACCCCCAAAGAUCCUCCACCAAACCGCUCUUUUUAUUCUCGAACUCCGUCCGCCGAACCCCCAACAUUUGCUUUACUAGCACAGGAGCGCACCUCUCUCCUCUCGCUCCUCAACGCACCCCGCGAAAGCGAUGCCAACUACCCGAUGAUGGACAUCCCGACCAUACCCCUCGAAGGUCACAACAACCGCUCAGACUCGGAAGACGACGCCGAAGAAGAAGCUGCCCAACCUGAGGUACCUCUCAUGGAAGCAGACCAGGACACGCGGCCUCACAGCACUGCCGCUUUCUACACGGUAACCACGACCACGACAAAUCAGAAUCAGAAUCAGAACCACAACCGCGUCCCAUCGUUCGACGUUAACAACCCGAACAUGGCGCCGACGAUGACGCGCGAGGAGGCGCUAGCGCAGAUUAGGGAACGCCGCGGCAGGGCUAGGAGUGCCGCCCAGGGACUGGCUACCCCCCGCAGGCAGAUGAUGGGAGGGGAGGGGAGAGGUGGUGGUACCUGA